GUCGUGUGCCUUGACGCGAACACGCUGACUCGGAAACCAAACAGUGAUUUCGGAUUCAAACAGAGUUACGUGUCAAUUUUGUUUGCCGAGUUUUAGAUCAGUUUGUCGCCUCCUGGUGGUUAUCCUGAUAUUGCUGACCUGCGGUCUUCCUGGUGACAGUUGCUAAGGGCAGAAAGAUGAAGGCUUUGAUUCUGGUGGGGGGUUAUGGGACCCGGCUGCGGCCUCUGACCCUCAGCAUCCCCAAACCACUGGUGGAGUUCUGCAACAAACCCAUCCUGCUGCACCAGGUGGAGGCGCUGGUCAAGGCCGGCGUGGACCACGUGAUUCUGGCGGUGAGCUACAUGUCCGAGCUGCUGGAGCGGGAGAUGAGAGUCCAGGAGCAGCAGCUGGGGAUUCGUAUUUCCUUGUCUCAUGAGAAGGAUCCUCUAGGAACAGCUGGUCCUCUGGCGUUGGCACGGCAGCUGCUGGACAUGGACAGCGAGCCUUUCUUUGUCCUGAACUCUGAUGUCAUCUGUGAUUUUCCCUUCAGCGAGCUGCAGCUGUUCCACAGGAACCACGGCAAAGAAGGAACCAUUGUGGUGACGCGUGUGGAGGAGCCUUCGAAGUACGGCGUGGUCGUGUUUGAGGCGGACGGCGGUCAGAUCAAUCAGUUUGUGGAGAAACCACAGACUUUCGUCUCCAACAAGAUCAACGCCGGCAUGUACAUCUUCAAUCCCAGCAUCCUCAGCAGGAUCCAGCUGAAACCCACAUCCAUCGAGAAGGAGAUAUUUCCUGUGAUGGCCAAAGAGGGACAACUGUAUGCCAUGGAGCUGCAAGGUUUCUGGAUGGACAUCGGUCAGCCCAAAGACUUCCUGACAGGAAUGUGUUUAUACCUCCAGUCGCUACGGCAACACGCCCCUGAGAGACUGUGCACCGGGCCCGGUUUCCUCGGAAACGUUCUGGUGGACCCGACGGCCCAGAUCGGGGACAACUGUGUCAUCGGGCCAAAUGUGUCUAUCGGUGCCGGUGUGAUCGUGGAGGACGGCGUGCGGAUAAAACGCUGCACCGUGCUGAAAGGAGCACGGAUCCGGUCCAAUGCCUGGUUGGAAAGUUGCAUUGUGGGUUGGAGUUCCUCUGUGGGCCAGUGGGUUCGGAUGGAGAACGUGACGGUGCUCGGGGAGGACGUGAUCGUGAAUGACGAGGUUUACCUGAACGGCGCCAACGUGCUGCCUCACAAAUCCAUCAGCGAGUCUGUACCAGAACCGCGGAUCAUCAUGUAGUAUCAGCUGAUGUGGCGCCUUUAUAGAAAUUACAAAAAAAAAACAACAAACACCUGUCCUGUGAAGUUGGCAAGGUCGAAUGUAUGGACAUAAAACUGAGCGCAGAAAGAAACUGCUUUUUUUAAAAAUUGUUUUUAGCCCUCUUUGGAUCCACUUUCUGUCUGUCAAAAGGGGCGUUGACAUGAGGAAUUAAUUAUCGAAAUCAAACCCGUCACUUUGACGCUAGUUGAACUUUUAAUUGUUUGCUGGCAGUUUGAGGACAUGCCCACAACCAAUGGUUAACGCCCAAUGAGAGUGCUGCUUUAGGUGAAGAAAAGGCGGGCUGGUUUUGAAACUGUGGCAGGACUGAAGGUGCAGCAUGGUGAGUCCAAAUGAACUCAUUGGUCAGAUGGUCACAUGACCUCAGGCCAGAAUAGAAGUAUAGCCUUGGUAGGUACACUGUGACGCCUGUUCUUACCGUGUGGGGCCACGGUGUCAUAUUACAUUGACAUGUUUGAUGUUUUUCUCAUCUUUGUGUCUGUGUUAAAGUUUUAAACAUCACCACUAGGGGGCAGGAAAGAUACAAAUCUCAUUGGCUGCUGACUCGUACCAUCUCACCACCCGCCAGACUGUUCUGGGCCAAGUGGCCAGGAUGUGAGACAAACCUAUUUGUGGUGGGCGGGGCUUGUUUAGAUUGCUGCUCCACUGCAUAGUGUCGGUGUACGUGAUUAGCAUAAAGCGAUUGUAAAUCGUAAAGCGAUCACGGUGACCAGAAUCAUGGUGUAGACUAUUAAUUGUUUGCCAAAAACACUAAAUUGGGAUGCAAGUGUUUUGUGUUCCUGUUUUUCAUAUUUUCAUUGAGCAGUGAAGUGAUUUAGAUUCUUCACCUCAAACUCCACCUUCUCUGGUCACAUGACAUGCAGAGGAGGUGUAAUGAACAUCUUACACACGCUAAGAAUCAAAACCUAAAACUAAUCCAGUACCUCCGUGUCUUAGUAUAGUUAGUAUAAUUACUAAAGCUAACAAAGAACCAGUUUCUUAAUUUACUGUCUGAUUUCUUAAUUCAGUAUUUACAGUUUACAGUUGUCUUGCAUGUUAAGAAUCUUAGUGCAAACAAUGUGUGCUCCGGGCACGUUGUGUUUGCACUCACCAUCUUAAUACAUGUUAUGUUUCUGCUAACAUUCUGAUGUUAAGAUCAGUGUUUCCUGCUGGCUUGGGGUGACCAUCAGAGCCAGCAGUUUGAUGCUAAUGUUGUUUUUAAAACGUGCACGGAGAGUUUUUGUGGCUGUGUUGCAGCUGAUUGGUUCAUACUCAACUACUCUGUAAUCAUCCUCUGAAUGUGGAUUUGCUAAACAUCUUGAUGUUAGUGCAACAGUUUGUCAUUAACAGUGACACGUCUCACUCUGGACUAUAAAUCCGCACACUUUUCUCCAAUGGAACAAACAAUAAUGAGAAUUGAUGAAGACACUGAGCUCUGGUUCGGUGCAGUGGUUCGGUUUUAUCUAAACAGCAUUUAAUAAAAUGAAUGUGUGAACAUUGUUAAUGGAUGAAGUCUAAUCGUGUUAUGAAGGUCUUCUUUUGUUUUUGUUUGUUUUAAGAGAUUAAUAUAAUCUACUGAACACAUCU
Molecule: messenger RNA, 2864 nt
Organism: Thalassophryne amazonica
Lineage: Eukaryota; Metazoa; Chordata; Actinopteri; Batrachoidiformes; Batrachoididae
Gene: gmppb
Product: GDP-mannose pyrophosphorylase B
Exons: 10
Coding region: 177-1259 (360 amino acids)
Biological process (GO): GDP-mannose biosynthetic process; cell wall mannoprotein biosynthetic process
Cellular component (GO): cytoplasm
Molecular function (GO): mannose-1-phosphate guanylyltransferase (GTP) activity; GTP binding
Source: RefSeq, a predicted model, not a curated record